UGUAUGCAAGGGAAAUAUCAAGAAUGAAAAAGAUUCUGAUAGGAUUAGUAUUGCUGAUGAUAAUGAUUUGGUGUACGAAUGGAAAUACGAUGACAUUGCUGAAAAAGUUAUCAAAGAAUUUUACAAAAGAACAAAGUUAUGAUAAACGAUCUGAAAGUUUAGAGGAAAGACCAUGUGAUUGCGAAACCCGAGUCGAAUGGACAGAUCUAGGGGAAAAUGUUUAUCCUAGACAUUUAAGAGAAACUAAAUGUAUAUCAACACAUUGUUGGUUUGGCCAUAGCAGAUGCAAUCCAAUAUUAUACACCGUCAAAGUUCUAACUAGUAAUCCUUUGCCAUUUGUAGAUCCAAUGUUACCAGAAGGACUUCGGUCCGAUUGGACAUUUGUGGAUAAAACGGUUUCAGUUGGUUGCCUAUGCAGUCGGUGAUGUGAACCAAAAAGAAUUUGGAAAUAAGCUUUGGCUGUUAUUUACAGGCGCAAAUGAAAAUAAUCUUAUAUAUUUUUGGAUAGAAAUGGGGUUAUAAUGCCUAGUCUUUCGAAGUAGUUGCUCAUA
Mytilus trossulus (common blue mussel) is the source of this 551-nucleotide messenger RNA. Its product is annotated as prothoracicotropic hormone-like. The transcript has 2 exons. NCBI's taxonomy places the organism in Eukaryota, Metazoa, Mollusca, Bivalvia, Mytilida, Mytilidae. The record is from RefSeq and is a predicted model, not a curated record. Gene Ontology annotation, molecular function: signaling receptor binding. Bases 24 to 425 code for a protein of 133 amino acids.